Messenger RNA from Setaria italica (foxtail millet), 1220 nucleotides. RefSeq lists its product as uncharacterized. The transcript has a single exon. The coding region runs from base 380 to 913 and encodes 177 amino acids. The record is from RefSeq and is a predicted model, not a curated record. Lineage: Eukaryota; Viridiplantae; Streptophyta; Magnoliopsida; Poales; Poaceae.
AUUCCUGCUAGUUCCAAUGGCAGACACAACUGAUUGAGUAACACCUGACUAGUCAAAAAAAAGGGCGCAAGGACAAAAUUCUACCCCGGAUGCUUCACCCUUCCAGCUUUCCAUCCGAAAUGAUACGCCGUGCAUGCUGGCAUGGGGCCAGUGGACUCAUGGCUGCCAAGAAGAAUGUUUUUCCCCCAGUAAACACUCGAGAUGCCAAGCAAGCACCCCAACAGCACAAGACAGACAGUGAGAGGUGUGUGUGAAUGUAGUAGUAGGGACAUGGAUGUGAAAGGAUGUCCAUAGCCCCAUGUGAUGCAAGGAAUCAGGCAUUAGGGCAAGCUUUGUCCCUAUCUCCACGUUUCAGUGCCGCUCAUGCUAAUUCCUCAACAUGGUACAGCUUUGGGGGUGCUCGUUCCAUGUGCCUACUGUUCGCGUCCUUGUGGUCUGUGUGUACACCCUCCUUGUAGUGUCUUGUGUCCUAUAUCUCCUGCCUUGCAGCUUUUGCAGUGAAGCUGCCAUGAUGGGCUUCUUCCGGGACACCGGCGUCGUCAGUGUCGGUGGCCGCGGCGGCAGCAGGACGGGCGGCUUGUUCCAGUACCAGCGACUGGAAUGCCUGGACGAGGAGGUCGCUCCGAGGUCCCGGUGGCGGUGGCUGCCGGCGGCGCUGAAUGGUAAGGUGGCUUCCCCCUGCUUGUUCCAUGUCAAGAAGGUGAAGUGGGGCAGGAUCACCUCGGCCCUGAUCCCGAGGAAGGUGGCCGAGCUCUCGGCCAAGAUCCGGCACGCCCGCGGCAGCGGGAUGACGGAGGCCGAGGUCUGCCCCACGGUGAUCUUCAUGUCGCCGUGGGGGCUCCCGGUGCUCUCCCGGCCGCUCCUGGCCGGAGGCCACAGGGGCAGGUAUCACCAUGGAAGGGAUGCCUUCUGAAUUCUGAUCGAGAAGCAGGUACCCAUGCCACUGCGAGUAUGUGUUCCUGGUGAUGAUAUUGGUAUGUAUAUGUGUGCGUGUAUGAUAUACGUUGUUGGUGAGGUAGUUGAUCCGACCCUGUAGGCUGAGUAUUAAUGUUUUCGUUUUGAUUCCGGCAACAAUUGUGUCGUUGUGGCUGGCAUGGCAGCUGCACCUGAGCCUGGAUCUGCCGUUUGAUCCUGACCUGUCUCAUCAGAUCUUGUGCGAAAACUUGCAGCAGAGUCUCGUUCAUAGCCUACUGCUGUGCCUUGUGAAUUGUGAUGCAAAA